AAUAACUAGCUGCACUGAUUUUUUUUAGUCUCUUUUACCACACUGGAGGGAACACCAACCUGUGCGCCACAACAGCUUGUCCGUUCAUCAUCAGGGCCAUGAUAUAAUAUGAUCCAUCCUUAUUCUCCCAAUGGAAACACAGGCACGUAUGGAAAUGGCACGCAGAGAGAUCCGAGAGGAGAGAACCAAAGAGCCGGUGGAGGAGCUCACAGAGGAGCAGUUUCUUAAAGACCUCUACCUGUUCAUGAAGAAGAGAGAUACACCCAUAGAGAGGAUCCCAAAUCUGGGCUUCAAACAAAUUGACCUGUUUCUGAUGUUCAAGGUUGUCAGAGACUUGGGUGGCUACCACCAGGUGACAGCUCAGCAGCUGUGGAAACAAGUGUAUAACACACUUGGAGGAAACCCACGAAGCACAAGUGCAGCCACCUGCACCCGCAGACACUAUGAAAAGCUGCUCCUGCCAUACGAAUGCCACCUGACAGGCGUAUUGGUGAAUGUGUUGCCUCGUAAUCCGCCAAAGCACUUCCACUUUUCCAACUACAGCAAAGAGCAUGUUGAUGGCCAGAGGCCAGCUAAACGCAAAAUGAUAUCAAUACCUCUGCACCAGAACCACCAUAACCUCCAGUCAGACCCACGUGAGAAUGUCUUCCCUCUGCAGCUCCACUACCCUCACUACUAUCACCCAAGCCAUGCAGUUCUGCCCCCACAUGUCCCUAUGUCCUCCUCAGUGCUGACACCGCAUAGCCCACCUGCCUCCAAACCCUGGUUCACAAUCCCUCCAUCUCAUCUAAACCCAACAGACAGGGUUAAGGAGCCACUGGAGCAGCUGCGAUUCCUGGCAGAACAGUACAAGACCACAUCUGGAUUGACUGAGCCUCUGAACCUCAGCAUUAAAGCAUCAAGGCAGGAAACCAACAGCAACCCCACCUCAUCGUUCACCCCAACUUCAUCCGGCAAGAACCCAAAGUUUUUAAAUAAACCCUCGCCUCUGUACACUCCUCAUCGAUCACAGGUGAUGACAGACGAUGGAUGUGAGACACAAGGUGGUGAUUCUGGUUUAGGAGAUGCAGGGUAUCCUGCAAGAGCUAAGGAGGUAUAUAUUGUCGAUGGCAAAGCUCCAACAGCUUCCAGCAGCCCCACAUAUGACUCUGCUCAGACACUGAGAACGGAGAAAGGCGCCACCACAAUGGCACUAAAACCCAGCUCUCCAAAAACAGACUUUACAAUCCGGCCAGAAGAUGAGAGAGAGGGGAGUCCAGAAGUCAGGGAGCUCAGUGUCAGUCACAUCCUGCCCAGCCUCCCUCGAGAGAACGGAGGCAAGAUGGAAAUCGAGGUACCGCUGUCUGUGUUUCAUAACUGGCUCAGGCUGUGUGGAUCCUCAGCCUUGAUGCAUGAAGCUAAGCAGCUAUCUGCACUUCCUCCUCAGGAGGAACACCCUGGGCAAAGAAAUCGUUCUGACACAGACGUCCUCCCUACCAACCUGACAUUUCACAUCAAUCAUCACGACCAGAGCUCAGCCGCUGAAGAUCUGCGGCUGAUGCAAAGGAAUUUGCCAAGCCCCAUACCAACCAGCCAGUUUACCGGUUAUCAACACAAUACAUGCCAAAAUAAUAUCUCCACCUACAAGCCUUUGCCUUCAGGUGGUAUUCUGAAAAGCGCAGCCAGCUGGGAUGUCUAUCCGGUUGAUCAGCAGGAUAAUAAUAACUCAUACAGCCCCAGAGCCCCAAGUUGCUGGGAUGCCUAUGACAAAGAGUCCCAGACUUCCCUUAUCCAAGUGAACAUUAACUCAAGUCCCUGCUCAGUUCAGCAAGACUUUGAUAAUGAAGACACAAUCCAGGCAGAGAAGGAGAAGUCAGGCACGGGUCAAUCAGCUGUACUAAUGCUGAAUCCCAGCUCCAACUCCCUGUUGCACUUCACAACUGAAGAGGUGAUGAAGCUGAAGAAAAUCAUCUCCAGCUCAUAGUGAAAAUCAGUUCAGAUAAUCACACUGACACUCCAACACCACAUUAAAGCUUACUCACGUUACAUUGCUCUUUCAUUUACUGUAUGUUACUGAAGUUGUAUGAUCUGGUAUAUAUUACAUUCAGUUGUUACUCAAUGCAAGUGUCAAAUUAACAAAAAUUCCAAUCCAAAACAAACAGUUCAUUCACAUCAGAAGCAGAGCUUGAUGUAGGAGAAUGUUCACCAUUUUUGGUUUUGUUUUUACGCUUUUACUGUACUGAAAUAUUACUUGUA
Messenger RNA from Epinephelus lanceolatus (giant grouper), 2235 nucleotides. It is a transcript of the gene arid6, whose product is annotated as AT-rich interaction domain 6. Gene Ontology annotation, biological process: regulation of transcription by RNA polymerase II. The record is from RefSeq and is a predicted model, not a curated record. Gene Ontology annotation, molecular function: transcription cis-regulatory region binding. Gene Ontology annotation, cellular component: nucleus. Lineage: Eukaryota; Metazoa; Chordata; Actinopteri; Perciformes; Serranidae.